Fusarium pseudograminearum CS3096 is the source of this 516-nucleotide messenger RNA. RefSeq lists its product as uncharacterized. Lineage: Eukaryota; Fungi; Ascomycota; Sordariomycetes; Hypocreales; Nectriaceae. The coding region runs from base 1 to 516 and encodes 171 amino acids. The transcript has a single exon. Gene Ontology annotation, molecular function: carbon-sulfur lyase activity. The record is from RefSeq and is a predicted model, not a curated record.
AUGGCCGCAACACUACUUCUGGAAGGUGGAUGCCUCUGCGAAUCUGUUCGCUACAAGAUCACCUUUCCUGAACACCACGAUCUCUCCAAAGACACUCUGGGCUGUAUCUGUCAAUGCACUCAAUGCCGCAAACAAACUGGCAGUUUCUUCCUGGCAACACUCACCGUUCCUGUCGCAACCAUUCAGUGGCAAGGCGAUUCGGAGAGUAGGAUAAAACGAUACAACAAAACAGAAAGCAUCGACAGAGGCUUUUGCGACACAUGCGGGUCGUUUCUCUUCUGGCACCCUCGAGGAAAAGCAAUAAGCAUCGCCACUGGAAGCCUCGAUCCUAUCUAUCUGUUUGGCGAAGGCGCAGAAAGCACGGGUGACCAUAUACCAAAGGAGGGUGUCGCGGGACAGAUAUUUAGUGGAUGGUUUAAUGUCGAGUUCUGUGAAAGUGAGAUCAAAGGUAUUACAGACGACAUGCCAGUACUUCAUAAGGGAAAGAGACAUCAGGGUGAUAGCUCGGCAACUUGA